Molecule: messenger RNA, 4208 nt
Organism: Anopheles stephensi (Asian malaria mosquito)
Lineage: Eukaryota; Metazoa; Arthropoda; Insecta; Diptera; Culicidae
Gene: Atg9
Product: autophagy-related protein 9A
Exons: 12
Coding region: 524-3436 (970 amino acids)
Biological process (GO): protein localization to phagophore assembly site; autophagy of mitochondrion
Cellular component (GO): phagophore assembly site; autophagosome
Source: RefSeq, a predicted model, not a curated record
GUCAUGAUUCCGUCAGGAAGUUAGACAAAAGAAGCACGAAAACAGGUGGGAAGGGGUCAGCAAAAAAAAACCAGCGAGAAUUACUGCAAGUCGCAAAAGCGAUGCUGUUUGAUUUCGACAAGUGCUCUCCACCAGAAGCAGGGCACAAAGACAGCGCUGGUAGACAUUGUAAAUAAUCCGACCCGAAACGUGUGGUACAAGAUUUCAGCUGUUUCUGUUCUAUUGCCUGCAAGUUCUAUUGAUGCUACCGCCGCCGUGCAGCUACCGUGCCCCAUCAUAAGUGAAAGGGGGAACCAUCGUAAAACGACCCUUGUGUAUCAUAAUCACGUCUCAGACACAAACACACACGCCGUGAAUGUCUGUGGAACGCAAUCGGACACCGCUGAUCACCACUAGAGCAAACCACAGGAAAAAGAAUCAGCCAGCAGCAGGAGCAGUAGCAGCAACAGCAGGAAGACGACAACGUUGCGUCUCGAAAUAGAAGCUGACCUGGUGGCCGGUGGCUGAGAACAAAAAAAACAAUAUGACGACAACGGCAAGCCGACAGUUUGACGCAAAAACGUACGACACACUCACCAACCAGGACACCAACCCGUUCGCGGACAAACGCUCGCCCACGAUCGAGGAAGAGGACGAACCGCAGGUUAUACAUGUCGUUCCGGAGACGAGCAAGGCCCGCUGGAACCACAUCGAGGAUCUGGAUUCAUUCUUCACCCGCGUGUACAUCUACCAUCAGAAGCAUGGAUUUUACGUGAUGAUGCUGCAGAAGCUGUUCGAGCUUUUCCAGUUUGUGUUUGUCGUCGUACUGAUCACGUACAUGUUUAACUGCAUCGACUAUGGAAUUCUUUUCCGCGAUAAAAUCAUCGAACUUGACACGAAAGUAUCGCUCGGCGAUGCCAUGAUCGGUGUGUCCGAGUGUGCGGCCAAGCUCGGUGCAUUUCAAUGGUUGGCCCUGGUGCUGGCAGGGAUCUUUUGGACCUUUCGGCUGUUUAAAUUCUUCUAUCAAUUUUUCCAAUUCUGGGACAUUAAGAUGUUCUACAAUACAGCACUUAAGAUCGAGGAUGCUGACCUGGACAAUCUGACUUGGCACGAGGUACAAAAGUGCAUUCGAGAAGUGCAAUCCGAGAUACAGAUGAGUAUCAACAAAGAGCAACUGACUGAGCUAGAUAUUUACCAUAGAAUAUUAAGAUUUAAAAACUACAUGGUAGCCAUGAUGAACAAAUCGUUGCUGCCUGCCACGAAGAAGCUGCCAUUACUAGGGAACGUAGUACUAAUGAGUCAAGCGCUCCGUUACAACAUAGGAUUAAUACUGUUCUGGGGACCAUGGUCACCGUUCGAGAACAGUUGGCAUCUGCGGGAAGAAUACAAACGGCCCAACAUGCGGAACGAGCUGGCAGCGAAGCUAUCGAAGCAAAUUCUGUGGGUCGCGAUCGCCAACAUCAUCCUCUCGCCCUUCAUCUUCAUCUGCCAGUUGAUGUACUUUUUCUUCAACUAUGCGGAUCUAAUAAAAAAAGAACCCGGUACGCUGGGUGUACGAUGUUGGUCACAGUACGGCAAGCUGUACUUGCGCCACUUUAACGAACUCGACCACGAGCUGGAUGCGCGGCUGACCCGAGCUUACCGACCGGCGGUAAAAUAUAUGAAUUCUUUCUCGUCGCCCUUGCUAACUGUCAUAGCAAGAAACAUAGCUUUCGAUGCUGGUGGUGUUGCGUCGCUUAUACUGCUGCUGGCCAUCUACGAUGAGGAUGUGUUUCAGGUGCAGCACGUCCUUACCCUCUUUACGAUCCUGGGAAUGAUCAGUGUCAUUGCGAGAUCACUUAUACCGGAUGAAAAUAUGGUCUGGUGUCCGGAGCAGCUGCUAAGGAACGUGUUGGCCCACGUGCACUAUCUACCCUCAUCCUGGCGUGGCCUCGCGCACAGUUCACACGUUCGCGAUCAGUUUGAACUGUUUUUCCAGCUUAAAAUUAUGUACAUUCUGAACGAACUCUUCAGCCCGCUGGUGGCACCGUUCGUGUUGCUGUACGAUCUGCGGCCAAAAUCUCCCCAGCUGGUUGAUUUCUUCCGCAACUUUACGGUCGAUGUGGUCGGCGUUGGGGACGUGUGUUCCUUCGCCCAGAUGGAUGUCCGCAAGCACGGUAACCCCGACUGGCAGAUUCCGGUCGUGGCGGACGACAAGGAUAGUGAGAGUGAAACUCCUCUUAUAUCGCCGGAUGAUGUCGGUGGUGCGGGUCCCAGACAUGGAGUGCCACCGCCCACCGGGCCGAAUGUCGGUGCCACACCGUACAAUCAGGGCGAGCACGGUAAAACGGAGCUUUCGCUGGUACACUUCACGCUCACCAAUCCAACCUGGCAGAUGCCACCGGAAGCGAAACAGUUCGUGCAGGGCAUCAAACGACACGCGCUGCAGGACCUGAACCGGCAAAGGGGCAUGCUGCUCGGGCUGCACAACCCAACCGCGAUGGGUCAGAGUUUACUGUCGAUGGAAAGCAUGGGCGCGGAAUAUUCGUCCAUCAUUCAGCCCAUUCUGCAGACACACAAUCUUUCCAACUCGCAGCACCUUGGCCUGUCGAUGCAUCUCGGCGGGUUUGGUUCACCGAUUCCACCGAUGACGCCGGCCUUUGGGCAAGGAAUGAUGCCAUCAGCGGCGCACCAUCAACCGGCACAACACGGGCCAGGCGUACAGUCGUCCCACCAAUACCAUUUCGGACCACAGUUGUACGAUUUUGAGCGAAUGUUGCAGCAAAAUCUUACCGACGCCAGUACGGUAGCACCGAUGCCCAGCCGCAGUACCUUUCUGGCCGACAUUAACGAAAACGAUGACGAAGCGGGCGCACCGGCGUUGGCGCCAGAAGUCCCACAAGCAAGCACCAGUGGCCGCGUGCAGUCGGCAAGCGUUGCUCCCGGUUCGAUGGGGCUGGAGCAGGAGUUCGAAGCGAGCCGGUAUGCAGCCGGCACCGAUGCGAUGGUCUUCAGCAAUCGGGGUGGCAUGUCCCGCCGCGAAGGUCCUGCGGAAGGAUCACGCAACGGACUACUUUCGAGUCUGUACGCCGAAAUGCCCACGAAUGUUCCGGCACCGUACGAAUUUACGACGGCCGACAUGUGUCUUAGUACGCUGUACCUGCAUGAGUUGCAUCACAAUCACUUGCGACGUAACGGUGGAAGCCUGCGACUUGACAUGGGUUCACCACCACCGCCGCCGAGCUCAUCCCAACGCCCUUCUACCAUUGGCCGUUUUAUGGGACCGGGAGGAUUCCGGCCGUUCGGUUCGGUCACGCAACCAACGCUAGUCAGUCAUCCGUUGCGUACGCUCGCACCGGGCCUUAUCGGUGGCGAUUUGGCAGGACCUUCGUCCGGUUCGGUGGCUGGCGCUCGGAGCAGCGGUGGAUCGGCCGUGGCCGCCGAACGGACCCCUUUACUCGGGGGCAAAAAGUCAUAGCACCAGGCGGAAUGGGUCUAACCGAAAGACGGUAGACAGGUGCGCGUGCAACCGAGAGGAAUAAGAGGAAUUACUGUUAAGCUUGAGUGAGCGAAAAGCUGUGUUGAGAGUGGGAGCGUACGAAUGAAUGUGAUUUGUGUGUGUGUAUAUGGAGCAAAACUGAUACCGUGAUAAAUAGAAAGUUGAUAACAAAAAAAAAACCCACUAAGCGCUGUGGCAGAGAAUAAUGAUAGAAACAACGAAGAAGGAAAACUAUGUUAAGCGAAAUAGUGUAAAUGAGGGCUGGUUUGACAGUGUGUGUGAGGAGGAGUGCUGGUUUGCCGUUUUUUGUAGAUAAAGUUACAAAAUCCAGUUGAACUUAACUUUAUCGACAUUGCUCGCCAAUAGAGAAAACAAAUUAGUCGUGGCAAUAACAGAACUAUUCUGGGAUCAAUAAUGGGGUUAAAUGCCCAGACUAGGAAGGGGGGUGGCUUUUGUACAAUACGCUUGCAAAACACCAUGUUCAAAGUGUCAGAAAAAAAGAUUAGUAAAAAUAAUUGUAUCAAACUGUUCUCACUGUUUAGCGAAGGCGCGCGAGCAGUGUGAGGCAGAAAAGGUUUGUGAGCGCAAAGAGUAUCCCCGCUUUGUGUGCAAGGUGUUUUAAAGGGUGUGAUUUUAUUCCCGGAAUACAGUGACCGUUACUGACGCAAUCAUUGAAAUUCUCUGCGGUAAAACACGAUUCUGCAAUAAGUUGUUAAAAUCGAGAAAUAAAUAUGUUUUCAAUUUGUACGGA